AUGGUGUCGCGAUAUUCUCGUCUAAAUAUUCUCUAAAUAUCGUCAAAUUGUGUAAAUCCAAGCAUCAUUCUUAGUUCAAUCGACAAUUUUGUACCUGUUUCAACUCCCAACACUACAAAAACGCGAAAUUGACCGUGGAAUUGCGUCAAAUUCACGUGUUAAAGUUGGAGCUCAUGUAAAAGCAACAAAAAAAAGAGAAAGAAAACAAACAAUAGAACGCAUUUAGUAUUAAUUUAGCAGUGUGCAACCAAGAACCUGAAGCGAGUUCAAGAACAUUCGCAACAAACGAAAGUUUUUUUUUAUUAAAAUAACAAACAAUUUUUGGCUUGAAGAAACGUCUACAGCUGACUGCGAACAGCGGAGAACGAAGAGAGAGCAUUUUUUGUGAGAGAUCUCUUGCGGUUGGAACACAGUUCAGUUCAGUUCAGUUGUGAAUCAAUUAUUGUCGUGAUCGUACGUAAAACUCGACAACACCGGCAUCCCGGCAUCAAAAAUUUUAUUCGUAAUUUUUAUUCGUUUGAUAUUCUUCGAUCUACAGAAAGAGAGAGAGAAAAAAAGUUAAAAAGGGGAUUUAUAUGCAGUAAAUUGUGGAUUAAUUCGAAAGAGAGCUCAAAAAAUGAUAUCAUCAACAACAAACGGCAUCGAACGCCUCAAAAUCAGCGAAAACGCAACAAAUGGCACAGACACCGUCGACAAAAGCACCGUCAGCAACGGUAAUUGCAGCAACCGAGACGGAAACUACUACAUCCAACAGUUAACGAACACGCGGGAACGUCUCGUGCGCACAGCCGACGUGCUCGACAAAGAGCUCGAGACACUUUUGGCGCAAAGUGACACGCCCGAAGACGUUAUUGGGCACUUGCGAUCCGCCUCGGGCAAAGCUCGACUCCUUGCCUCGCAGAAAAUCAAACAAUUCGAGGAUUUGUGUCACAAAAAUUUGAAUCCGCCGCCAGAUGACGCCUUCCCCACGAAACUCGAGGACUUGGAGGGCUUCUGGGACAUGGUGAUGUUGCAAGUAGAUGAUUGCGAUGCGACUUUUGCACGCAUCGAAACGUACCGCAAGAACGGAUGGCGCGUCCCCGAGGAGGAAAGUCACGUUGAUUCUAGUCCGGCGAGACCCGCAGUUCGCGCAACGCCCAGCAACAAGCGACCAAGUGUACCGCGAAUCGCCGCAAAAGACGUCGAACGGACCCCCACAUCGAUACUGGCGGCAAAGAAGCGCGAAGAGCAACGUCAGAAGAUGGCAGAGAUGAAACGACAGUACAAACUGCAACAGGAACAACUCAAGAACAAAGCAGCCGAAAAUGGUACAAAUAACGAAUCAAGUGAAAAUCUCAUCAUUAAUCAUUAAAAAAAGAAAAAAAAAACAAAAAUUCAGUGAUAAGAUAAGAGAAAAAAAAAUAUUUAACAAAAAAAUUUAAAAAUAUGUUAAAGUUGGACAUUUUAAGAGAAAAUUUAACUUUAAAAAAAAUAGCUCAUAUUAUUAGACAAGACAAGAGUGUGCUGUGUUCAUAUUUAUAAAUAUUUACAAAAAAAAAAUCUGUCAGUUUUACCACUAAAAAAAAAUUCAAAAUGUGCAAAAAAAAGUUUGACGCGGAAAACUCCAAAAAUCGCCGUCAUCGUACUACUAAAAAUGUGUAAGAAAAAUACUUAAAAAAAAAUUACUCAAAAAAAUUCAAGAAACACAAGAAAAAAGAUGCAAUCGUACUCUCGUAUUUAAAUUUAAUUUAAUCACUAAGUAUUCUUUUAUUUAUUUGAUACGAAUUUGAUUCAAAAUUGAUUUAAUUUAAUAAUUCCCCUAAGUGUCAUUCAAUUCAUUCAAAGAAUAAAAAAAAAGUUAAUUUCCAUGAAAAUUCAAAUCAAAAUAAUUUUUUCAUAAAAAAUGGAUCAAGUUUAAUGUUUAUUUAUUUAUCAACUUUUUUGUAUUUUUUUUAUUAAAUUAACGAAAUAGAAUUUAAUCAAGUUUCAUGUAAAAGUAGUUAAAGGCCCAUCAUAGUGUGUAAGAAGAGUGUUUGAUUUCAAAAAAAAAACAAUAAAUUUAUAAUAGUCUCUCGAAUUUUAAGUUCAAUAAGUGUAUCCAACCCAUUUUCCGAAAAAAAAGUAAGAUUUAAAAAAAAAUGUGUAAAAAAUAAUAUUAAAUAAAGAGAUAAAUUUCAAUUUCAAACAUUUAAAAGAAGAAAAUUGUAAACAAUAUGUUUUUUUUUUGUAGACAACCAGACAAGACGCCGUUCCUUUUCCGUGUUUUUAUUUUUUUUUUUAAUUUUUCUUGAAGGAGGAAAGAAAUGAAAAUUAUUUGAGAAACAUAAAAAUGAUCGUAAAAAUUAACGAGCUUAUAAUUAUUUUUUAAUUCUUGUUGGAUGGAAACAUGAUGAAGAGGGAAUUUUUCUUCUGG
Culicoides brevitarsis is the source of this 2392-nucleotide messenger RNA. RefSeq names its product disks large-associated protein 4 (gene vlc). Gene Ontology annotation, cellular component: postsynaptic specialization; glutamatergic synapse. The coding region runs from base 617 to 1351 and encodes 244 amino acids. Gene Ontology annotation, biological process: signaling. Gene Ontology annotation, molecular function: molecular adaptor activity. The transcript is spliced from 2 exons. The record is from RefSeq and is a predicted model, not a curated record. NCBI's taxonomy places the organism in Eukaryota, Metazoa, Arthropoda, Insecta, Diptera, Ceratopogonidae.